AUGCAGGUAUUAGCUCAGUUAAACUGUCAGCAGUGCAGUGUCGAACUCGAGAGACGAAGGAAGGAACAAAGAGAGUUGGAACAGCAGAAGAACCUAGUCGCCAAGAAUACCGCCAUGAUUGAAAAUCAAAGACGACAUCUCAGGGAAGCGAUGUCGAACGAGGAAGAGGAGAGGGAGAAGAUUGAGCUGGAGGAGAAGAAGAAGAAGUCCAUCAGUAACAUGGUGAAAGCUGUUGAGCUUCUACAGCGAAGUAUACAGGAAAGCUGUAGAGCUAGAACUCAGAAGGAUCUGAAAGCUCUCUUGGUUUUACCCUUGAAGAAAUCUCUUGAUAGUAAGGAGGAGAAGAUUGCGAAUCUGAGGUAACUCUUUUCUUGUAGAA
Messenger RNA from Eurytemora carolleeae, 379 nucleotides. RefSeq names its product stress response protein NST1. Bases 1 to 363 code for a protein of 120 amino acids. NCBI's taxonomy places the organism in Eukaryota, Metazoa, Arthropoda, Copepoda, Calanoida, Temoridae. The transcript has 3 exons. The record is from RefSeq and is a predicted model, not a curated record.